UGCUGCACGCUCCACGAGGUAGAACGUAGAGACGACGUUAGGACGCACGACGUUACGCGCGCGGGCCUAGACUGGCGAACACGUAAGGCCCCCGUAAGGCCCAUUUCUCGCUCACCGUCCACGCAUCGGCGCGCCGCGUCGUCACGCGUCGAACACAACGAAAUUUCAGACUUUUCAAUCUCGAACGAAUUUUGUCACGAAAGAAAGGUGUUUUGUUUUCUCGGUUACUCUCGUAAAACGGAUUUACUCGCGAAACUUGACCUGUCUCUUUUUAGUAACUCGGCAACAAUCGGCUCGCGACUUCACUCACACGUUGAUAGUUGAAAAAGUUACAACACAUCUUCAACAAUAUAGACAUCGAUCUGUGCGUUUACACUGUUUUUCGAAAUAGUCUCAAAAGAAAUUUUUCGUUCGAUGAUGGAACACUCGGCAUAAGUCACGAUACCAUCUACGAGAUAUCCAAUCCAAUCAGAACGGAGAAGUGACGGAGUUUCUCUUUGGAGUGCACUGUCUGUCAAUCCUGACGAAGGCAAUUUUCAACUGCACAUGCCACAACCGACCGCGACUGAAGGAUCGCCGAUCGUUUCUUCGUCCAAAGUAACAGCCGAUUCAUCGAAGACUCCGCGACCUGUAGUCUCUCACCAAGACGACAACAUAUCAUCGCCCCCACCCGGGUGCACCACGCGUCCAGCCACGCGAUCAGCGGGAUCAGCGAUCCGGAAGGUUUCGCACGGCAACAGUGAUCAACGAGCCGGGUAUUCUUAAUGGACACCUGAUCCACGGUGAUUGACCACGUUUGUCUACCCGCAUCGAGCCACGGCAUUAACAGAAUGACACUGAUUUCGUCGGAAUUCUGAAGUCUUCUCGCGGGAUUUUAUUUCCACUCGAGAAAACUUCGAUUCCCGUUCCCGGGAUUUCAAUGACGCGCUUAGAAAAAUAUUUCUUUGAAAAUUAAAUAAUUCGGAAUUGCACGGUAGCGAGGUGAAUCGGUCGUAUCCAAGGGAGUUCGCGUCAGGUGGUGCUGUGACGAUUUGCACGUGUGGAACUGGUGCGGGUAUGAGAGACUGUUGUACGCGGUGCGACGGAAUACCUGAACGGUGAAGUGAGCCGCGGGGUGUUCAGUGAGCGCGCACUUGGAGAGACUUCAACGCUCGGCGAGAAGAUAAGCGAGGGAUAUAACCAAACGGCGAAAACGUCCGCGACGACGACCACGACGACAAGGCUAUUUGUAUUCAGGCAACGAGGAGUCGAUCAAACGCCUCGUCUAACUCGGCAAAGGUAUUGUCCGAGAUAAAAGAGGGUGGUAGGGAACGAGGGUUGGAAGCAGGGUGGCGUGCUAUGAUCAGCAUGGAGCUUCCGGUACACGCGACGCAGCAUGGUGCCCUACACUUGGGGGUCGGAGUCGGGGUCAAUCCGGGUGACCCAGCCGGAAGUACCUUAGCCGCCAUUCACUCGCAUCCCCAGGACCCUCUAGCUCUCCACCAUCACAAUCACAGCGCUGCAACUCCCGGAGGUAUGCAUGAGGACUCCAAGAAAAAACAUGACGGCGGCCACGGGAUGAACCAGGACGGUCACGGCGGAGUCAACCAGCUCGGCGGCGUCUUUGUGAACGGAAGGCCGCUACCGGAUGUAGUCAGGCAGAGGAUCGUCGAGCUCGCGCACAGCGGCGUCCGACCGUGCGACAUUUCCAGACAACUCAGGGUAUCUCACGGCUGUGUAUCUAAGAUAUUGUCGAGGUAUUACGAGACCGGUAGUUUCAAGGCCGGUGUCAUAGGAGGUUCCAAGCCGAAAGUCGCGACGCCGCCGGUCGUCGACGCGAUCGCCAAUUACAAGAGGGACAAUCCAACGAUGUUUGCGUGGGAGAUCAGAGAUAGAUUACUGGCCGAAGGCAUUUGCUCGCAGGACAACGUGCCAUCCGUCUCUUCCAUCAAUCGAAUCGUGAGGAACAAGGCGGCGGAGAAGGCGAAGCACGCGCAUCAGCAACAACAGGCGCAGCAGCAGCAAGGUCAGCAGCAAGGUCAGCCAGGAUCGGGCGGUUCUGUUUCUGUAAUAGCACAUGCACCUGCGACGGCGGCAGGUCAUCCCGCCGCCACCGCUCCCAAUGCCUACAGCAUCAGUGGCAUCCUGGGCAUCCCGGCGCAUCACCAGGAUCCCAAUGGCAACAGCAUCAAGAGGAAACGCAGCGUUGACGAUGACAAUCGCGACUUGAACGACCACGCCGAGAAUGAUCUAAAGAGGCAGAGAAGCAACUACAACGGCGAUCAGCUUUACUCGAACCUGUGGUCGAGUAAAUGGAGCAUCAAGGACGAGCACAAGCUCUUGAACGAGCUCGGCGGCGGCGGAGGCGGCGGUGCGACCGGCGGUACGAACGGCGGUGGAAACGGCGGCGGUGGUGGUGGUGGCGGUGGAGGCGGCAGUGGCAACGGUGGCGGAGGCGGCGGUGGNGGUGGCGGCGGCGGCGGCAGUUACUAUGAACACGGUGGAUUUCCCGGGAACGCUAUUGCCACCUCCGCCGAGCUGUACGACUCCCUGGGCACCAUCAGCACGAUGACGCAAGCGCAGACGCCCCAUCUUUACACUCCGCCCAUAGGGGGCACCAUAGCAGGUGGUACUUUGACGCCGCUCGCGCCACUGACGAUGCAAGAACUAAAAUUGAGCCAAACAUUGGACGGGGCUAACAUGUCUCCUUACCACACCACCGCAGAGAGCAGUACCGUCGCAGUAUCGUAUGUCGGGGUGGGGGCCGGUGGGGGCGAGCAAAGUCCUCCGAUUUCGUUGCAGAACGAGACAAACGCCACCCCCGCGGCCCCCAACACUCCCGGAGGGGAUCCCGGACUGACGGUCUUGCAGCCGCCAGUUUCUCAGCCCCAGGUAGCCUCUGCGAUACCGCCAUACUCGACGAUGCUCCCAAGUUUCGGACACUACGCCACCGGUGGCAGCGAUUACGCAUACAGCGCUGCGUAUUCUCAGUACUCGAGUGCGCCGUAUAGCGGCUACGGCUACGGGGCAGCGACAAGCGGGUUGCUCAACUCUACGUACUACUACUGUAACGGAGACACAUCCACCCAUACGUCGCAGCAGGGCGGUGGUUGCAACAGCGGUGGUCCAGAAAGCAGCGCCGACGUAGCCAGCCGUUCGCCUUUGGCGGCCACGAGAGCCAGCAGCGGUGCCAGCGCGGCCUCACCGACCGGAAGCGCCUGCACGAAGCCGGACCACACCUCCGCCACACCAACGGAUCUCUAUCUGGCUUGA
This is a messenger RNA of Pseudomyrmex gracilis, 3252 nucleotides long. RefSeq lists its product as uncharacterized. Gene Ontology annotation, biological process: anatomical structure development; regulation of transcription by RNA polymerase II. Lineage: Eukaryota; Metazoa; Arthropoda; Insecta; Hymenoptera; Formicidae. The coding region runs from base 1339 to 3252 and encodes 637 amino acids. The record is from RefSeq and is a predicted model, not a curated record. Gene Ontology annotation, molecular function: RNA polymerase II cis-regulatory region sequence-specific DNA binding; DNA-binding transcription factor activity, RNA polymerase II-specific. The transcript has 12 exons.